AUGCGCAUUGCGUCCUGCUUUUGGCCGCUCCGCGCAUCGCGCCGACCAGGCCGCCGCCGUCGCAAUGCGCAAUGCGGCCACCCUGCCGGCCGCAUUGCGACGAUCCGCCACCACUAUCAUAUACACUCUCAUCCCCUCUUAUACACUCCCCAACACACUCAUACACUCUCAUCCCUGCUCAUCCCCUAUCAUCCCCUCUCAUCCCCUCUCAUCCCCUCUCAUCCCCUAUCAUCCCAUCUUAUACACUCUCACCCACUCUCAUACGCUCUCAUUCCCUCUCACCCACUCUCAUACGCUCUCAUUCCCUCUCACCCACUCUCAUACUCUCUCAUUCCCUCUCACCCACUCUCAUACGCUCUCAUUCCCUCUCACCCACUCUCAUACGCUCUCAUUCCCUCUCACCCACUCUCAUACGCUCUCAUUCCCUCUCACCCACUCUCAUACUCUCUCAUUCCCUCUCACCCACACUCAUACGCUCUCAUUCCCUCUCACCCACACUCAUACGCUCUCAUUCCCUCUCACCCACACUCAUACGCUCCCAUUCCCUCUCACCCACUCUCAUACGCUCUCAUUCCCUCUCACCCACUCUCAUACGCUCUCAUUCCCUCUCACCCACUCUCAUACUCUCUCAUUCCCUCUCACCCACUCUCAUACGCUCUCAUUCCCUCUCACCCACUCUCAUACUCUCUCAUUCCCUCUCAUCCACUCUCAUCAACUCUCAUACGCUCUCAACCCCUCCCACCCACUCUCAUCCCCUCUCAUCCCCUCUCACACACUCUCAUUCCCACUCAUCUCCUCUCGUCCUAUCUCACACACUAUCAUUCCCCCACAUUCACUCUCAUCUACUAUCAUACACUCAUAUUCACUCUCAUCCCCUCUCAUCCCCUCUCAUCCACUCUCAUCCCCUCUCAUCCACUCUCAUUCCCUCUCACCCACUCUCAUACGCUCUCAUUCCCUCUCACCCACACUCAUACGCUCUCAUUCCCUCUCACCCACUCUCAUACGCUCUCAUUCCCUCUCACCCACUCUCAUACGCUCUCAUUCCCUCUCACCCACUCUCAUACUCUCUCAUUCCCUCUCACCCACACUCAUACGCUCUCAUUCCCUCUCACCCACACUCAUACGCUCUCAUUCCCUCUCACCCACACUCAUACGCUCCCAUUCCCUCUCACCCACUCUCAUACGCUCUCAUUCCCUCUCACCCACUCUCAUACGCUCUCAUCCCCUCUCAUCCACUCUCAUAUGCUCUCAUUCCCUCUCACCCACCCUCACACCCUCUCAUUCCCUCUCACACACUCUCAUACGCUCUCAUUCCCUCUCACCCACUCUCAUACCCUCUCAUUCCCUCUCACCCACUCUCAUACUCUCUCAUUCCCUCUCACCCACUCUCAUACGCUCUCAUUCCCUCUCACCCACACUCCUACGCUCUCAUUCCCUCUCACCCACUCUCAUACGCUCUCAUUCCCUCUCACCCACUCUCAUACGCUCUCAUUCCCUCUCACCCACUCUCAUACUCUCUCAUUCCCUCUCACCCACACUCAUACGCUCUCAUUCCCUCUCACCCACACUCAUACGCUCUCAUUCCCUCUCACCCACACUCAUACGCUCCCAUUCCCUCUCACCCACUCUCAUACGCUCUCAUUCCCUCUCACCCACUCUCAUACGCUCUCAUUCCCUCUCACCCACUCUCAUACUCUCUCAUUCCCUCUCAUCCACUCUCAUCAACUCUCAUACGCUCUCAACCCCUCCCACCCACUCUCAUCCCCUCUCAUCCCCUCUCACACACUCUCAUUCCCACUCAUCUCCUCUCGUCCUAUCUCACACACUAUCAUUCCCCCACAUUCACUCUCAUCUACUAUCAUACACUCAUAUUCACUCUCAUCCCCUCUCAUCCCCUCUCAUCCACUCUCAUCCCCUCUCAUCCACUCUCAUUCCCUCUCACCCACUCUCAUACGCUCUCAUUCCCUCUCACCCACACUCAUACGCUCUCAUUCCCUCUCACCCACUCUCAUACGCUCUCAUUCCCUCUCACCCACUCUCAUACGCUCUCAUUCCCUCUCACCCACUCUCAUACUCUCUCAUUCCCUCUCACCCACACUCAUACGCUCUCAUUCCCUCUCACCCACACUCAUACGCUCUCAUUCCCUCUCACCCACACUCAUACGCUCCCAUUCCCUCUCACCCACUCUCAUACGCUCUCAUUCCCUCUCACCCACUCUCAUACGCUCUCAUCCCCUCUCAUCCACUCUCAUACGCUCUCAUUCCCUCUCACCCACCCUCACACCCUCUCAUUCCCUCUCACACACUCUCAUACGCUCUCAUUCCCUCUCACCCACUCUCAUACCCUCUCAUUCCCUCUCACCCACUCUCAUACUCUCUCAUUCCCUCUCACCCACUCUCAUACGCUCUCAUUCCCUCUCACCCACACUCAUACGCUCUCAUUCCCUCUCACCCACUCUCAUACGCUCUCAUUCCCUCUCACCCACUCUCAUACGCUCUCAUUCCCUCUCACCCACUCUCAUACUCUCUCAUUCCCUCUCACCCACACUCAUACGCUCUCAUUCCCUCUCACCCACACUCAUACGCUCUCAUUCCCUCUCACCCACACUCAUACGCUCCCAUUCCCUCUCACCCACUCUCAUACGCUCUCAUUCCCUCUCACCCACUCUCAUACGCUCUCAUUCCCUCUCACCCACUCUCAUACUCUCUCAUUCCCUCUCACCCACUCUCAUACGCUCUCAUUCCCUCUCACCCACACUCAUACGCUCUCAUUCCCUCUCACCCACUCUCAUACGCUCUCAUUCCCUCUCACCCACUCUCAUACGCUCUCAUUCCCUCUCACCCACUCUCAUACUCUCUCAUUCCCUCUCACCCACACUCAUACGCUCUCAUUCCCUCUCACCCACACUCAUACGCUCUCAUUCCCUCUCACCCACACUCAUACGCUCCCAUUCCCUCUCACCCACUCUCAUACGCUCUCAUUCCCUCUCACCCACUCUCAUACUCUCUCAUUCCCUCUCAUCCACUCUCAUCAACUCUCAUACGCUCUCAACCCCUCCCAUCCACUCUCAUCCCCUCUCAUCCCCUCUCACACACUCUCAUUCCCACUCAUCUCCUCUCGUCCUAUCUCACACACUAUCAUUCCCCCACAUUCACUCUCAUCUACUAUCAUACACUCAUAUUCACUCUCAUCCGCUCUCAUCCCCUCUCAUCCACUCUCAUCCCCUCUCAUCCACUCUCGUUCACCUUCACACACUCUCAUUCCCUCUCAUACACUCUCGUACCCUCUCUUCCACUCACAUUCCCUCUCAUCCCUUCUCUUCCACUCUCAACCCCUCUCAUCCCAUCUCUUCCACUCUCAUUCCCUCUCAUCCCCUCUCCUACACUCUAAUCCCCCCUCAUACACUCUCAUUUCCACUCAUCCCCUCUCAUUCACUCUCGUUCCCUCUCAUCCCCUCUCAUUCACGUUCAUCCCCUUUCAUCCCCUCUCAUCCCCUCUCAUCCACUCUCAUACGCUCUCAUUCCCUCUCACCCACUCUCAUACUCUCUCAUUCCCUCUCACCCACACUCAUACGCUCUCAUUCCCUCUCACCCACUCUCAUACUCUCUCAUUCCCUCUCACCCACACUCAUACGCUCUCAUUCCCUCUCACCCACACUCAUACGCUCUCAUUCCCUCUCACCCACACUCAUACGCUCCCAUUCCCUCUCACCCACUCUCAUACGCUCUCAUUCCCUCUCACCCACUCUCAUACGCUCUCAUUCCCUCUCACCCACUCUCAUACUCUCUCAUUCCCUCUUAUCCACUCUCAUCAACUCUCAUACGCUCUCAACCCCUCCCACCCACUCUCAUCCCCUCUCAUCCCCUCUCACACACUCUCAUUCCCACUCAUCUCCUCUCGUCCUAUCUCACACACUAUCAUUCCCCCACAUUCACUCUCAUCUACUAUCAUACACUCAUAUUCACUCUCAUCCCCUCUCAUCCCCUCUCAUCCACUCUCAUCCCCUCUCAUCCACUCUCAUUCCCUCUCACCCACUCUCAUACGCUCUCAUUCCCUCUCACCCACACUCAUACGCUCUCAUUCCCUCUCACCCACUCUCAUACGCUCUCAUUCCCUCUCACCCACUCUCAUACGCUCUCAUUCCCUCUCACCCACUCUCAUACUCUCUCAUUCCCUCUCACCCACACUCAUACGCUCUCAUUCCCUCUCACCCACACUCAUACGCUCUCAUUCCCUCUCACCCACACUCAUACGCUCCCAUUCCCUCUCACCCACUCUCAUACGCUCUCAUUCCCUCUCACCCACUCUCAUACGCUCUCAUCCCCUCUCAUCCACUCUCAUACGCUCUCAUUCCCUCUCACCCACCCUCACACCCUCUCAUUCCCUCUCACACACUCUCAUACGCUCUCAUUCCCUCUCACCCACUCUCAUACCCUCUCAUUCCCUCUCACCCACUCUCAUACUCUCUCAUUCCCUCUCACCCACUCUCAUACGCUCUCAUUCCCUCUCACCCACACUCAUACGCUCUCAUUCCCUCUCACCCACUCUCAUACGCUCUCAUUCCCUCUCACCCACUCUCAUACGCUCUCAUUCCCUCUCACCCACUCUCAUACUCUCUCAUUCCCUCUCACCCACACUCAUACGCUCUCAUUCCCUCUCACCCACACUCAUACGCUCUCAUUCCCUCUCACCCACACUCAUACGCUCCCAUUCCCUCUCACCCACUCUCAUACGCUCUCAUUCCCUCUCACCCACUCUCAUACGCUCUCAUUCCCUCUCACCCACUCUCAUACUCUCUCAUUCCCUCUCACCCACUCUCAUACGCUCUCAUUCCCUCUCACCCACACUCAUACGCUCUCAUUCCCUCUCACCCACUCUCAUACGCUCUCAUUCCCUCUCACCCACUCUCAUACGCUCUCAUUCCCUCUCACCCACUCUCAUACUCUCUCAUUCCCUCUCACCCACACUCAUACGCUCUCAUUCCCUCUCACCCACACUCAUACGCUCUCAUUCCCUCUCACCCACACUCAUACGCUCCCAUUCCCUCUCACCCACUCUCAUACGCUCUCAUUCCCUCUCACCCACUCUCAUACUCUCUCAUUCCCUCUCAUCCACUCUCAUCAACUCUCAUACGCUCUCAACCCCUCCCAUCCACUCUCAUCCCCUCUCAUCCCCUCUCACACACUCUCAUUCCCACUCAUCUCCUCUCGUCCUAUCUCACACACUAUCAUUCCCCCACAUUCACUCUCAUCUACUAUCAUACACUCAUAUUCACUCUCAUCCGCUCUCAUCCCCUCUCAUCCACUCUCAUCCCCUCUCAUCCACUCUCGUUCACCUUCACACACUCUCAUUCCCUCUCAUACACUCUCGUACCCUCUCUUCCACUCACAUUCCCUCUCAUCCCUUCUCUUCCACUCUCAACCCCUCUCAUCCCAUCUCUUCCACUCUCAUUCCCUCUCAUCCCCUCUCCUACACUCUAA
Messenger RNA from Closterium sp. NIES-65, 5481 nucleotides. NCBI's taxonomy places the organism in Eukaryota, Viridiplantae, Streptophyta, Zygnematophyceae, Desmidiales, Closteriaceae. The record is from the annotation of a GenBank genome assembly.